AAAAAAACAACCUAAGAGUAACUCCAACAGGCUAGGUAUAAUUCUAACUAAAUUUAGUGUUUUAGAAAGCCUAGAGAGCUUCAUAAUGAUGGUGUAAACCAACGCACUCUCUAAAUCUUAACUCUAUAUUAAUCCCCUUCCUCUUCCCUUCACCCGGAAGCAAACCUUCCUACUCGGCUUAGGAGCAUCGCCGCCGGCGCCCCGGCCAGCUCGGGCUGCCAUUCUUCGAUUCCUCCCACCCGGACUUGCACCACCCCCUCCCGCACCUCCGCCCGUACUCCACCGCCCUCGCCCGAGCUUCUCCCGGCCGAAAUCGGCCAUCUUCGGCCCGCCGGAGUUGCUCCUCCGCCCGACCUCCUCCCUCACCAUCGACCCCUACCUCCGGCCGCUCCUCCUCGCCCUCCGACAGCACAAAUCGGUCCCCGGUGAGCUCCUCAUUUCGUCCGACCCCUUCCCCGCUCGUUUCCCUUGCCGAGCUGCUGGAAACGGUCGCGCCGCUGCGCCAGCCCCUCCUGCCGCCACCACUGCUCGUCGCGGGCAGCCCUCGCGCGGCCCUGCGCUGCGCCGGCAAGCGCCCCGGCUCCGCCCGGAUGCGCAGCCCGCAGGUCUGCCCCGCCCCGCCGCCGGCGAGAACGGCGCGCAGCGCCACUGGCGCGAGGGGGCGGGAGGGCGCGGGAACAGGCGCGCGCGCGGGGGAGGAGGAAGAUGGCGAGGGGAGGGCGCUCGGCAAAAAAGCCUAAAAGGCUAGCGGAGGCAUGUAGAUGCCGAGCGGGAUAGCGAGGGGAGGAAGAUGGAGUCUGUUGGAUGGAGUUUUUACAACCCCUAAUCCAAAUUUACCCAGCCAAAUAGAUUUACCUAGGCUGUGGGAGUUGCUCUAAUGGUCAACAAUUAUAUGAAAAGUGGUAGUCCACUCCUUGUGUGUGCCAAUUUUUUCCUUAACAAAGAUGGAUGCUUACUUUAGCCAUGUGAAAUGUUGGGGUUUCUUGAUUGUGUGCCUGCCUGAGUGUGUCAUGAGGAAACUUCCUUUAUUUUUUGUUCCAUGCUUCAUGUGGAACAGGAAUGAUACUAGAGUUGUGAUCUAACUAUCAACUAGCAAGCUUGUCCAUUUCCAUCAGUUACGGCCCCCUGCUGUCUUCACCUUCCUUAUUUGUUGUUGCUUUUUGGUGCUGCCUAGAAAGUGUACAGGAUGUCUGUCAUUUCCUAAUGAUCACUGGAGUGACGUCUCUCUCGCAAGUUGCACAGAAGAAAGCAAGCGAGAAGCCAGAAAGGCUGCAUUUUGGCAGCUCCCCCUAGUACAUUGGCCUCAAUUCCUUUGUCAGUGUCCACUAUGUCUCGCAACUUGGAGAGCCCAGUGCAGACCCAGAUGGCAGUUUCAGCCUUGGAUCGAGCUCUUGGCAGUGAGUAUCCUACGAAAAGUAUAAGUGAGACCAAGGUUGGUGGAUGGAAACGAGUCUUUGUCCAAACUGACACUGGUUGUGUCCUGGCUGUUCGACUGGAUCGCGGUGACAAUGUGCACACGGUCAAGAGGAAGCUGCAGGUGGCCCUCAAUUUUCCCACUGAGGAGAGUUCUCUGACAUUAGGUGAUCGUGUCCUAAAAAAUGAUCUCAGCACCAUCAGAAAUGAUUCCCCAUUGCUUCUCACCAAGACAUUCAUGCAUCGAAGCUCCUCCACACCAUGCAUGUCUCCUACAGGCAAGGAUCUGCAGCAGCAAAGAGAUAGGGGUUGUCCAAUUGAACUGUUAGUAUGCCCGAGCCGCUGCUCUCGAACAAGGCAGCUCGUGAAGGAUGUUGCUAGGGCUAUAAGAAAAGGUGUGGAUCCUGUACCUGUCAAUAGCGGGCUUGGUGGUGCCUACUAUUUCAGGAACAGCAAAGGUGAGAAUGCUGCAAUCGUGAAGCCAAAUGACGAGGAGCCAUUUGCACCCAACAACCCAAAAGGUUUUAUAGGGAAAUCCCUUGGGCAGCCAGGCCUCAAAAGAUCUGUUCGAGUUGGUGAGACUGGUUUCAGAGAGGUUGCUGCCUACCUUCUAGACCAUGAUAACUCUGCUAAUGUCCCUCCAACGGUUCUCGUUAAGAUUUCUCAUCCUGUGUUUAAUAUGAAUGAAGGCAUGAACUGUGCUAACAAGAAUGUUGCUGAUGGUUGUACUCAAGCUGUUAGCAAGAUUGCAUCAUUUCAGCAGUAUAUUCCUCAUGAUUUUGAUGCUAGUGAUCAUGGAACCUCAAGCUUUCCGGUUUCUGCUGUCCAUAGGAUUGGUAUUCUUGACAUCAGGAUCUUCAACACUGAUAGACAUGCUGGAAAUCUUCUGGUAAGGAAGCAGACUGGAGCAGGAACAUUUGGGAAUCAGACUGAGCUUAUUCCUAUUGAUCAUGGUCUCAGCCUUCCAGAGUGUUUGGAGGAUCCUUAUUUUGAAUGGAUCCACUGGCCUCAGGCAUCAGUCGCAUUCUCUGAGGAUGAGCUCGAGUACAUAGCAAAUCUUGAUCCAAUGAAAGAUGCAGACAUGUUGCGUAUGGAGUUGCCUAUGAUCCGUGAAGCAUGCCUGAGAGUACUAAUACUCUCAACAAUAUUUCUGAAAGAAGCCACAGCAUUUGGUCUGUGCCUUGCCGAGAUUGGGGAGAUGAUGAGCAGGGAAUUUACUGGGAUGGAAGAUCAGCCAAGUGAGCUAGAGUUUGUCUGCAUGGAGGCUAGGAGGCUAGCAACAGAACAAGAAGACAGUUCAAUAGAACAUGACUCUGGUGACGAGGAUUUAACUCAAUUUGAACUGGAUGGUGAUGAUCAUGAAAUGCCAAAACAACCAUCUGCCCAUCAGUUUGAAUUUAAGCAGGGAAACUACAUAAACCAACUCUCUAAAUUGGAUGAGGCUGAUGAAGAAGAAGAAGAAGAAGAAGAAGAAGAAGAAGAAGAAAAGUUUGCAUUGAGGCUGAUGAGACUGGAUGACAUUGAGGAGGUAGAAAGCAAUGCAGAAAAGUUUGCAUGCCCUAAGCCUGUCAAUAAGUGGCUUGCUAACAUUUCGAAGCUGUCGACCUCACUGAAGGGUGUCAGUCUAACAGACAAAACCCAGCGUCAACUGUCUACUGGCCCUAAGAUUGUGGAUUCCGUGAAAACUUCUAAGAGUAGUAGCAACGACCAUGGCUCUCAACUUUGUAACUGGGGGAGUGCAAAUGAUAUGCUCCCGACAAGUGUGAGCUUCGUCAAGCUGGCUGACAUGGGACUUGAGACGUGGGGGUUGUUCCUUGAGAAGUUCCAGGAGCUUCUGCCUGAGGCAUUCCGCUCGCACAAGAGCAGCGUGACAGCGCAAAGGGCAAAGCCAAGGCUGGGCACUUCUUGCCAGUUUUGAGUUAGCGCAGGAGUAGGGAGGUGAGCACCUGUUCAGCCGCUGCUGUUUGCUUGCAGGUGUUAAGCUAUGCAGUUCUAGAAUAAAGCCAUCCUUCACUGGAUUGCAAUAGGGUUUGAGUGAUUGAGCGCCUGAUCCAGAGGUCCAUGUUGUGAUGAUGGCCUUGCCCUGUACAUAGUUUUUUUUUUCCUUUUCAUUUUCUAGCUAGGUUGCUAGACAUGAGUUGCUUCAAGGAAGUUGGGAUGUGAUGUCACCCCAGUUCUUGGGGCGCCCAACUCUUCCACUCAUGAUAUGCAUUCAAAAGUUCCAUUCAAAUAAACAUUCAGCAGAAAGUUUCUGAUGUGGUAAUUAAGCAUUGUGACAGACCUCAGGUGAAUGUUAAAGCUCAACUUACAAACA
Molecule: messenger RNA, 3727 nt
Organism: Panicum hallii
Lineage: Eukaryota; Viridiplantae; Streptophyta; Magnoliopsida; Poales; Poaceae
Product: phosphatidylinositol 4-kinase gamma 5-like
Exons: 2
Coding region: 1328-3331 (667 amino acids)
Source: RefSeq, a predicted model, not a curated record